Molecule: messenger RNA, 2752 nt
Organism: Ixodes scapularis (black-legged tick)
Lineage: Eukaryota; Metazoa; Arthropoda; Arachnida; Ixodida; Ixodidae
Gene: Ppcdc
Product: phosphopantothenoylcysteine decarboxylase
Exons: 1
Coding region: 132-728 (198 amino acids)
Biological process (GO): coenzyme A biosynthetic process
Cellular component (GO): phosphopantothenoylcysteine decarboxylase complex
Molecular function (GO): FMN binding; phosphopantothenoylcysteine decarboxylase activity
Source: RefSeq, a predicted model, not a curated record
AAAACAGCGUUCCAAACAACAUGGCGCCAACCUGAAACCAGGAAAAGUUUCGCUUUGAAAUUUAGAGACCCACUCGGCGCCGGCAAGAAAACGUUUGUGGCAGAGUGUCUGAUUUACGCAUAUAAAAGAAAAUGACUGCGGUAGAUUCAAGAAGGCCGCUAAACGUUCUGAUCGGCUGUACAGGCAGCGUAGCCUCCGUGAAGGUGCCGCUGCUCUGCAAGCUCCUGACCGAAGCCGACACGGGCGACCGAAAAAUCACGCUCAAACUGGUCGCGACCACGAACUCGCUUCAUUUCUUUGACCGGACGCAGAUACCGCCGUCGGUGCCGCUCCUUCUCGACGAACACGAGUGGGAGACGUGGCAGAAGAUGUCCGAUCCCGUACUUCACAUCGAGCUCCGACGCUGGGCCGACCUGAUGGUGAUUGCGCCGCUGGACGCCAACACCCUGGCGAAGAUCGCAUGCGGGCUGUGCGACAACUUGAUCACCUGCGUCGCUCGGGCCUGGGACAUGGGCAAGCCGCUGCUGUUCUGCCCCGCCAUGAACACCCACAUGUGGAGUCACCCGCUGACCGGCAGGCAAAUCCAGGUGCUCAAGGAGCUCGGUUACAGCGAGGUGGCUUGCAUCGAGAAGAAACUGGCGUGCGGAGACACUGGGUUCGGGGCGAUGGCCGAGGUACCCACCAUCGUGGCUGAGAUACUUCGAGCCCUACAAGUUUCGAAACCUUAGCGAGAGGCCUGCGUAAGGUACUACACAUCGACAGCCAUGAAAACCAAAGUGCAAUUCUCCUUCAUAAUAUUUGCUACACAACGUUUUCUCUGCUUCAACUGUGCGUACCCGAAUACAAAGAUUAGACAGCUCAUUAAUAGAGGGAAGAUCAUCUCACCCAACAGUGCCUUUUUGACACAUCCUAAUCAAGUUAUAUCUAUGGUAUAGCCUCAAUGGACCUUUCGCCAAAUAUCCAAAGUGUCAAGGAGAGUUCCGGGAACCCAAGUACACCCUAUGUGUCUAAAAUAUUCCAAGUAAAUAACUAAAAAAAAAAAAAAGGUGGCAAAUGCACAUGCAAAUUGGCAAAUUUUAAUUUUUUGCUUCAGAACAGUUACUGCCGCACAUAUGCCAUCACGUGUAGCAUGUGUAAUUACACUUUUAGCAUGCUCCUCGGUGCUCGAGUAAUUUAGGUGUAUUGAAGACACACACCACCUUCAUUUUUGCUGAGCUCCAACACCAAUAUGCCUCAUGACGACGCCACUGCAGCUGCUACCAACAGUUUGUACAACACCGAACACCAAUAAUCAGGCCUCAGCUGCACAAUUGCUUGAAUGCAAUCACUUUGGUCUUUGUAUUACAAACAGGACCACUAUGGGCGCAAAAAAUGACCACAAAUUAUGCCAACAUGUUCGGGCCAUAACUGGAAAGCCAAUUCCUCUUGAAUCAUCCUAUCCAGCCAUAUUUGUAGAUACAUUAAUUGAUAUUGAUAUUUAUUUGAGCUCAGAAAGCUGCAGCGCCAUAGAAAGGCAAGCUGCCCAUACCGUGAAGGCCUGCGGCACCACUUCUAAUGAUGAUGAAAUGGUAUUGUACAGAUGUUGAUGAUGGAACGUUGAAGAGGGUGAGGAGCAUUAGACCUAACAACGGUCCUUGCAACGGUUGUCUUUGCGGGGCCGCCAUGGUCUGCUGACUUCUAGCAGGACAGUCUCGAGUGCAUAACGAGGGCUCCCUGCAUGUCCGGCUUGCAGACAAGCCUGCCGAACUUCCGACGACGCAGGGAGUCCAGCACCCGUGUGUUGGGGCUCCAGGAGCUGGUGCCGGUGUUGGCCGGCCAGCGGUCUUCGCAAAACCGAGCGUAGAAGUCUCCCAGCUUACGGACGAGCUUGUAACCGAGCAGCGGGAGCACCCUGUCGAUCGAAGACAUGGCGUGUGCCACUGGUCCGGCGGGUUGUCUGACGACGGGAAAACCACGUCUUAUGCCCAGCUGACUUCCUCUUCUUCGACUCCGUCUUCAUCAAUAUACAAUAUUGAUGAAGAGAGGACGAGGGCCAGGCAGAAAUUCUGUUCUUGUUGUGCUUUAACUGUGAGACGCAUAAAAUCUGCCCCCUCAAGACACAUAUUUCAAAACAGCUGCUGUAUCCAUGGUCGGGCUUCCAGUUUUGCCAGAAGCACCACUCGUGGUAAUCAUACCUAACUUACAAAUUCUAUGCAAUAUUCGAAGACUUAAAUGAAAACAGUGGAAAGCUGUCUGUAGUACAGCACACAACAUUGUGAAUCAGAAUGGUGUACUGGAUUCUUUUAACAAAAUCCAAAUUUCUUGCAGCAUCAUUUUUUUUGCCUUAGUUCUUGAUGGGCCCCCCUCUGGCUUUCUAGGAAGGGUUUAAAAAUUUGUGCAGCUUUCGUUUUGUGUUUAGCAAAUCUUUGAAACUUGCUGACCAAUUUAUAAUAGAAGCAACAGAGGCGAAAGCUGUUUGGUGUUCAGACCAAUUUAGUUGUCUUGUUUGUUUAGAAUUUCUGACCCUUCUUUUGCUUGUAUGCCACACUUUCGUAGAGCAUCCGUUGUUGCUGGCCUUUAUUUUCGUUCCCUUUCUUAGUAUUACCUUUCCCGUGUUGUCUCAGUUUCUUUUAUACGUGUUGCACCCUAUCCACAUCUCUUCCUUUUUCAUACCUUCACCAAUUGUUUUUAAGGUGAUUUUACUUCAUGUCAAAUUCCUGGUGAAGCUGACUCCUGGUGAAACUGUUGUGAAUAAACGUUUUUAAGUUUUAAA